AUGUCUGCGGUGGCUUCAGGUGCUGCCCUGCCGUUGAUGACGAUUGUGUUCGGGCAGUUUGCAACGCGCUUCACGCAGUUUACUGGCGGUGACGGGGAGGUCAGUCCGUCAGAGUUCCGCAACCAUGUCGAUGGUUUCGUCCUCUGGUUUAUUUAUCUCUUCAUCGGCCGGUUUGUUAUCUCGUACAUUGCCACGGUGACCGCCUCGGUGGCCGCCAUCCGUGUCACUCGUACAAUUCGGCUGAAAUUCAUGAGAAGCGUCCUCAGGCAAGAGGUGGCACAUUUUGAUCGCUCGAUCGGCUCCAUUUCAGCUCAGGUCACUACAAAUGGCACUCGAAUCAACCUGGGCAUAGCCGAAAAAUUGGUCAUUCUACUACAAGCUAUUUCACUAUUUGUAUCUGCGUUUGUUGUCGCGGUGGUGAUUCAAUGGAAACUAGCCUUGAUCACCAUGAGUAUACUCAUUCCUAUCAUUCUUACAAUGACUAUCAGCAUUGCCAUUGACACCAAAAUCGAAACGCCGAUUGUGAGACUACACUCACAAGCUGCGGCUGUAGCCCAAGAGGCUUUGAGCUCUAUCAAGACGGUCCAUUCAUUCUGGGGCCAUGAGAAACUCCUCAGGACCUACGAUAAGUACCUCACUCUGGGUCACGAGCGCGCGAAAUCGAAGCGCCUAAACACCGCCGGGGGAAACGGCAUCUUUCACUUCUGCAUAUUUGGCGGGACUGCACUUGCUUUUUGGCAAGGCUUUCGCAUGUAUCAGGCUGGUGAGAUUGACGGUGUUGGGAGGGUGCUGACUGUCGCCCUGUCAGUUAGCUUGGGAUCUACCGCAAUGUCAUCCAUUGCCCCACAACUCAUUCAUAUCGCCAAUGCUUCUGCCGCAGCUACCGAACUGUUCUCAGUCAUCGACAAAAAGUCGCAGCUCGAUCCACUCUCACCAGAUGGAGACCGGCCUUCAACCUGCAAAGGUGACAUCGAGAUUCGCAAUGUGUCAUUUGCGUACCCCACACGAUCAUCGGUCAAAGUCUUGAAUGGUCUGAAUCUGGCGAUUCCCAACGGAAAAACCACUGGUUUAGUCGGAGCAAGCGGCUGUGGCAAGUCGACCGUCGUCGGCCUACUCGAGCGAUGGUAUGAACCUAAUGCCGGUGAGAUUCUGCUGGAUGGUCGAGACAUUUCCGACUACAACAUGAAGUGGUUGCGCGGUAAGAUUCGGCUGGUCCAGCAGGAGCCCGUUCUCUUUCGAGGCACAGUGUUCGAAAACGUAACCAAGGGACUUGUAGACGAGCAAGUCGCGCUGCCGCGGCAUGAGCAACUUGAAUUGGUCAAGACAGCUUGCAAACUGGCCAACGCACAUGACUUUGUGGAGAACCUCCCCAAUGGCUACGACACGGAAGUCGGUGAACGCGGUGGAAUGCUCAGCGGAGGCCAAAAACAACGUCUGGUUAUUGCCCGUAGUAUCAUAUCCAACCCCAGGGUUUUGCUGCUCGAUGAGGCUACCAGUGCUCUUGACACAAGAUCAGAGCACAUUGUCCAAGACGCCCUAAACAAGGUGUCCAGAGACCGCACAACACUUGUUAUCGCUCACAAGCUGUCUACCAUUCAGGCUGCGGACAACAUUGUGGUUCUCUCGGAAGGCCAGGUAGCUGAACAAGGCACGUAUGCCGAACUCCUUGAAAAGGGAGGCUUCUUCGCUGCCCUAAUUAACAGCCAGAAACUUGGCGACACCGAUGCGACACCUGAAGAGAUUGAAACCCCUGCAGAGCCAACUAGCGUACGCCAUGAAAAGUUGGAGCUCUCUAGACUUUCUGAGGAUACUGAGCAAACUGAUCCUCACCAGACAACUGGCACCUUGAACUACUCGCUAGUUCGUUGCCUAGUUGUGAUGCUCCGAGAGCAGGGAGGUCUGAAAUUAUACCUGAUCUUACUGUUCUUGACAUGUUUCGUUGGUGGGGGUUUGUACCCUGCUCAAGCAGUCCUGUUUGCAAGGCUCAUUGACGUAUACACAUUGACUGGCUCUGAAGCCAAGCAGAAAGCCGAUUUCCUUGCAAUGAUAUUCUUCAUCUUCGCCAUCAUCAAUAUGUGUUCCUACGCCAUCAUUGGCUGGGUGGGAAAUCACGUCGGCCAGGUCGUUGUACAUCGAUAUCGCCUGGAGAUCUUCCGUCGCCUGUUGAGCCUUGACCAAGAGUUUUUUGAUAUCCCCCAGAACACUUCUGGAGCACUGGCGUCGAAGCUUUCCCUGGUCCCAGACUCCAUUAACGAAAUGCUGUCUAUCACGCUGUUUCUCCUCCUGAUCUGCUCUAUCAACAUUGUGGCGUCCAGUACCUUGGCGAUUUCUUUUGGAUGGAAACUGGGCCUGGUUGUCGUCGCGGCGGGCCUUCCCAUUCUUAUAGGAUGUGGAUACGCACGCACAAAACUCGAGGCCAAGUUUGAACUUGAGACGAACGAGCGGUUUGCAGAUACGGCCGCGCUCGCAACGGAAGCAGUCACAUCUAUUCGAACGCUGGCUUCUUUGAGCCUUGAAGAGCCAAUCUAUAACGAAUAUCGCGUCACGCUGGACCGCAUUGCGAAGUCUUCCCUCUCGACGAUCACACUUACCUCAUUGGGCUACUCGCUCUCCCAGUCACUGGAGUUCUUGCUCAUGGCACUCGCAUUCUGGUAUGGCUCUCGCUUAUUAGCGACUGGAGAAUAUAGCGUGACGCAGUACUUCACUGUCUUCCUGUCAGUCCUCUUCGGAGGUCAAGCCGCAGGCCAGAUCUUCGCUUAUGCCACUUCAGCUGUCAGGUCCCAGUGGGGAUCGAACUGGAUCUUGUGGCUACGAACACUUGAGGCUAAGAUCUGCGAAAACGAAGAGAAUAAAGACGUCGGACCUACAGGCGAUGGUUCGCUGUCCGUUGAAGAUAUCGAAUUUCGAUACAAGCAACGAGGUGCAGCGCGUGUUCUCGACGGUAUAGGCAUGAAAAUUCCGUCUGGCUCUCACGUAGCUUGUGUCGGCGCCUCAGGAUGUGGCAAAAGCACUCUUAUCGCCCUACUUGAACGCUUCUACGAUCCAAUCGCAGGGCGAAUUACGUACGGGUCCACUGACAUCAGAAAAUUUUCGCCACGUCUCUACCGCGAUCAAAUAUCCUUGGUUCAACAAGAACCUACACUUUAUGAUGGCUCUGUCCGCGACAACAUCGCUCUCGGCGUCACUUACGAGCCAUCAACCGAGGAUAUCCUCGGUGCUUGUCGCCAGGCGAAUGCAGCCGCCUUCAUCCAGUCUUUGCCAGAAGGACUGGAUACUCCCUGCGGUUCCAAAGGCCUCCAGUUCUCGGGUGGGCAGAGACAACGGAUUGCCAUUGCCCGAGCUUUGAUCCGCCGGCCACGAUUGCUACUUCUGGACGAAGCCACCUCUGCUCUGGAUACACAGAGUGAGAGGGUGGUCCAGGAGGCAUUGGAGAAGGCGGCUGCGACUCGGACGACUGUCGCUAUUGCACACAGGCUUAGUACGAUUCGUUAUGCUGAAACGAUCUAUGUCUUCGCGGAUGGGAAGAUAGUGGAACACGGAACACACGAGGAGCUCCAGCGUCGGAGAGGACAGUAUUACGAGAUGUGUCUGACGCAGGCGUUGGACAAUAAUGAGGUGACGAAGUAA
This is a messenger RNA of Cyphellophora europaea CBS 101466, 3627 nucleotides long. RefSeq lists its product as uncharacterized. Bases 1 to 3627 code for a protein of 1208 amino acids. NCBI's taxonomy places the organism in Eukaryota, Fungi, Ascomycota, Eurotiomycetes, Chaetothyriales, Cyphellophoraceae. The transcript is spliced from 6 exons. The record is from RefSeq and is a predicted model, not a curated record. Gene Ontology annotation, cellular component: membrane. Gene Ontology annotation, molecular function: ABC-type transporter activity; ATP binding; ATP hydrolysis activity. Gene Ontology annotation, biological process: transmembrane transport.